Peniophora sp. CBMAI 1063 is the source of this 1038-nucleotide messenger RNA. The record is from the annotation of a GenBank genome assembly. NCBI's taxonomy places the organism in Eukaryota, Fungi, Basidiomycota, Agaricomycetes, Russulales, Peniophoraceae.
AUGCCUGCUGUUCCUGCACCCGCCAAGGUUCUUAUCUCAGGUGUCAACGGCUACGUCGGCGCCUGGGUGGCCGAAAAGUUUCUCGAACACGGAUAUUCUGUCCGCGGGACAGUACGCAGCAUAGAGAAGUCCGGCAAACAUCUCUACGACCUGUUUAGCAAGUACGGUGACAAGUUUGAGCUCGUCGAAGUGAAGGAUAUUACCGCGAGGGGCGCAUUCGACGAUGCCGUCAGGGGCGUUGACAUCGUCGCACACACUGCAUCUCCUUUCCACUUCAACUACAAGGUUCCCGAAGAUAUCAUCGAUCCCGCCCUCAAGGGCACGACCUCAAUUCUGGAGUCGAUCCACGCGCAUGCACCGACAGUCAAGCGUGUGGUCCUUACCGCGUCUAUCGUUUCCGUCUGGUCCUAUCUCGUGGAUAAGCCCACCACCUUCACGGAAGAGGACUGGAACGAGCAAGCGAUCAAGGCGGUCGAGGAGAAGGGCGCUGAUGCCGGCCCCGUUAUGAUCUACGGCGCGAGCAAGACUCUGGCAGAGAAAGCCGCGUGGAAGUUCAAGGAGGACCACAAGGUCUCUUGGGAUCUGGCCGUGAUCAACCCGCCCUACGUCUAUGGCCCACCGAUCAACGAGGUCAAGGACCCUCAAUCUCUGGGCACCUCGCAGAAGAUGUUAUUCGACCUCCUCACUGGCGCUUAUUCCCAAGAGCAGCUCGAAGCGACAGAUUUCCAGUACAUCGAUGCGCGUGAUGUCGCGGAGAUGCACGUUCGCGCUGCGGAAAUCGAGGAGGCGGGAAACACGCGCGCCCUCAUCUCAUGCGAGACUGUCUUCGCUCAAGACCUGCUUGACGCCGCCAACGCACUCUCUCCGAAGCCUUAUGACUUCCCAGUCGGAAAGCCUGGCGCGACGAAGGGUAAGCCCCAUGCGCGCGACGUAUCUAUCGAGGCCUUCAAGCGCAUCUACGGUUUCAAGCUGCAUACGACGGAGGAAAUCAUUCGCGACUCCGUCGCAGAUUUCAGGAAGCGCGGGUGGAUUCAGUAG